Molecule: messenger RNA, 1583 nt
Organism: Zingiber officinale
Lineage: Eukaryota; Viridiplantae; Streptophyta; Magnoliopsida; Zingiberales; Zingiberaceae
Product: auxin-responsive protein IAA6-like
Exons: 7
Coding region: 518-1477 (319 amino acids)
Biological process (GO): regulation of DNA-templated transcription
Cellular component (GO): nucleus
Molecular function (GO): protein binding
Source: RefSeq, a predicted model, not a curated record
UAUCAAUACAAAUGGAGAGGGGGGAGGAACUCAUGUCCCUAUCGUUUACUUGCCUGGGUAAGAGUGCUGCGGUAGAGAUAAGAGGAGCGCGCUGCACGAGUCGACCCCAUCUGUCCAACUUCUCUUACUUGGCCCUCUGAACUUUUUCAGCCAUGGAAUCCCUGCAGCUGCACCCUUUUUAAGCGCCAAUUCUAUCACAAAGGAAGAGGGAACAAAAGAAAACGAAAGAGAGGCUCACAAGCGUGUAAGAAAACGAAUAAAAACACGCUUUUGUAGCUUUACUCCUGGAUUUAACUCGUUUUCAUCCCAAUUCUUCCUCAAAAUUCUCAUUUUGAGGUCUUCGUGUGGUAGUGUGCAAGAAGUUGGAAUACUACUCAAGUGCGGCGGUCUGAGUAAGCUCCCUGUUCUUGUCGUUUAAAAUAUAAAAGUUUGUGGCCGAGCUAAUUGUUCGCACGCGUGGAAAGAGUUUUAAUCAAUUGUUGAAAAGUUAGUUCAUCCUCUUGAAGAGAAACAGGACAUGGAAGGAGAAGACUUCAAGAACGGGGGGCAUGGAUGUCCUCGGCUGCUAGAUUUGAUCCCAAAUGUGAGAGUGGUGCAAGAGGGAGGAGGAGGAGGAAGAAGAACAUUUAGGCGUUUAGAUGCCUCAGAAGAGAUGAAACUGGAACUGAGGCUUGGACUCCCUGGAGGAGGCUUAGAAGAAGAAGAAGAAGAGUCCUCUGUUUUAUCGCUUGGUUUCAUCUCCAAGGCUUCAAAGACCUCCUCCAUUAGGGUCUUUGGAGCAGUUAAAUCUAAAAAUGAAGGUUUUCAGCAUCAGAAAACUGGAUUUUUCAAGUUGCAGAGCCGAGCUGGUACUGAAAAGGAACACAACACCCCUUGGGCUAAUGGGGAAUUUGAACAACAACAAAGCCUCGAGAAGGAGAAAGCAGAUGGAACUGCUGGACCCAGCACCAGCUCCCAGGCGAGAGCUGCUGCUGUUCCUGUUGUUGGUUGGCCUCCCAUUAGAUCCUUCAGAAAGAAUCUAGCAACUAAUUCAGCUAAACAAACAGUGGAGCCAGAGACUAGAAGAAUAGUGGAAGAAGUGAAGGUUGAGAGCAACAAGGGUUUGCUUGUGAAGAUCAACAUGGAUGGUAUCCCAAUUGGGAGAAAAGUUGAUUUAAAAGCUUAUGAUACCUAUGAGAAGCUCUCCAAUGCAGUGGAAGAUCUCUUUCUAGGCCUUUUUGAAGUUCAAAAGGAUAUCUCUGCAAAUGCCAUUCAGAAGGACGAGGAAGCAAAAAAAGCAUUCACAGGUUUAAUGGAUGGCUCUGGUGACUACACUUUGGUUUAUGAAGACAAUCAUGGUCAUAGAAUGCUUGUUGGGGAUGUUCCAUGGGAGAUGUUUGUUUCAACUGUAAAAAGGUUGAGGGUGUUGAAAAAUUCUCAUCUUUCUUCAUUACGUUUAGGAUCUGUAUGCCGGAAAAGAACAGUGAUAGAGUGUUGAGAUCGGAGAGAAGGCCUUUGGGACUGAACUAAUUCCUAACUGUUUGUGUACUUAUUGAAAUCAUACUUGAGUUUAUUAAUGCAAUUGCUUUAUCAGUUGGAUUUAA